This is a messenger RNA of Miniopterus natalensis, 6321 nucleotides long. NCBI's taxonomy places the organism in Eukaryota, Metazoa, Chordata, Mammalia, Chiroptera, Miniopteridae. The record is from RefSeq and is a predicted model, not a curated record.
UCCUGAACGAGUAUUGGUAGCAACAGGACAAGUUGGGAAAGAGCCUUAUAUCUGUGUUUGGGAUUCAUACACUGUACAGACCAUAUCAGUUUUGAAGGAUGGUCAUACACAUGGUAUAGCUUGCUUAGCAUUCGACUUAGAUGGACAGCGCUUGGUUUCAGUUGGACUCGAUUCAAAAAACGCAGUUUGUGUUUGGGAUUGGAAAAGGGGGAAAAUGUUAUCUAUGGCUCCUGGUCACACAGAUAGAAUAUUUGAUAUUUCUUGGGAUUUGUACCAGCCAAAUAAACUUGUCAGCUGUGGUGUAAAACAUAUCAAGUUCUGGAGUUUAUGUGGAAAUGCUCUGACCCCAAAACGAGGGGUCUUUGGCAAGACUGGUGACCUUCAGACAAUAUUGUGCCUGGCCUGUGCGAGAGAUGAAUUAACAUAUUCUGGUGCACUCAAUGGGGAUAUAUAUGUUUGGAAAGGAGUUAAUCUUAUACGAACAAUACAAGGAGCCCAUACCGCAGGAAUUUUUAGCAUGAAUGCUUGUGAAGAAGGCUUUGCUACUGGUGGCAGAGAUGGCUGUAUUCGGCUUUGGGAUUUAAGUUUUAAACCAAUUACCGUGAUUGAUCUCAGGGAAACAGACCAGGGAUACAAAGGUUUGUCUGUGAGGAGUGUGUGUUGGCGAGGUGAUCACAUUCUAGUUGGAACACAAGACAGUGAAAUUUUUGAAAUUGUGGUGCAUGAAAGAAGUAAACCUUUCCUGAUUAUGCAAGGGCAUUGUGAAGGUGAGCUUUGGGCACUUGCCAUCCAUCCUACUAAACCUUUGGCUGUGACCGGAAGUGAUGAUCGUUCAGUCAGGAUAUGGAGCCUAGUAGAUCAUGCGUUAAUAGCAAGGUGUAAUAUGGAAGAACCAAUUCGUUGUGCAGCUGUAAAUGUAGAUGGAAUCCAUCUUGCCCUUGGAAUGAAGGAUGGCUCAUUCACUGUACUUAGAGUAAGAGAUAUGACGGAAGUUGUACAUAUUAAAGAUAGGAAAGAGGCAAUUCAUGAGUUAAAAUAUUCACCAGAUGGAACUUACCUUGCUGUUGGAUGCAAUGACAGCUCAGUUGAUAUUUAUGGAGUUGCUCAACGUUAUAAAAAAAUUGGGGAGUGUGUGGGAUCACUUAGUUUCAUCACUCAUCUGGACUGGUCCUCAGAUAGUAGAUAUUUACAGACAAAUGAUGGAAAUGGUAAAAGACUUUUUUAUAGGAUGCCAGGAGGUAAAGAAGUGACAAAUAAAGAAGAAAUAAAAGGUGUUCACUGGGCUUCAUGGACAUGUGUUUCAGGCCUUGAAGUAAAUGGAAUUUGGCCCAAGUAUUCAGAUAUCAAUGAUAUAAAUUCAGUAGAUGGAAACUAUAUUGGCCAAGUUUUAGUUACAGCUGAUGACUAUGGAAUUAUAAAAUUAUUUCGAUAUCCUUGUUUAAGAAAAGGGGCCAAAUUUAAAAAAUAUAUUGGCCAUUCGGCUCACGUAACUAAUGUCAGAUGGUCACAUGAUUAUCAGUGGGUUAUUUCUAUCGGUGGAGCAGAUCAUUCUGUCUUUCAGUGGAAAUUUAUUCCUGAAAGAAAAUUAAAAGAUGCUCUUCACAUAGCACCCCAAGAAAGUCUGGCAGACUCAAAUAGUGAUGAAUCAGACUCAGAUCUGUCGGAUGUUCCAGAGCUGGAUUCUGAAAUUGAACAAGAGACACAGCUCACUUACCGUCGGCAGGUUUAUAAAGAAGAUCUACCUCAGCUUAAAGAACAGUACAAAGAGAAACAAAAAAGUGGUACUUCUAAAAGAAGAGAGCGGGCUCCAGGAAGUAGUAUUCGAUUACACUUUGUUCAUGGUUACAGAGGUUAUGACUGUCGAAGUAAUCUGUUUUAUACUCAAAUUGGUGAAAUUGUGUACCAUGUGGCAGCAGUGGGUGUCAUUUAUAAUCGACAGCAGAACACACAACGCUUUUACCUGGGUCAUGAUGAUGAUAUUCUCUGCCUGGCUAUUCAUCCUUUGAAAGACUAUGUGGCAACAGGCCAGGUGGGUAGGGAUCCCUCAAUUCACAUAUGGGAUACAGAGACCAUUAAACCAUUGUCUAUAUUAAAGGGCUACCACCAAUAUGGUGUCUGUGCUGUUGAUUUCUCAGCUGAUGGGAAACGUUUGGCUUCAGUUGGAAUAGAUGACAGCCACACUAUUGUGCUGUGGGACUGGAAGAAGGGAGAGAAACUUUCAGUAGCAAGAGGAAGUAAAGAUAAGAUUUUUGUUGUAAAGAUGAACCCCUAUGUGCCUGAUAAAUUAAUUACAGCUGGGAUGAAACACAUGAAAUUUUGGCGUAGAGCAGGGGGAGGAUUGAUUGGAAGAAAAGGCUACAUAGGCACACUGGGGAAAAAUGAAACCAUGAUGUGUGCGGUGUAUGGAUGGACUGAAGAGAUGGCUUUUUCUGGAACGUCCACAGGAGAUGUGUGUAUCUGGAGAGACAUCUUCCUUGUAAAAACAGUUAAAGCACAUGAUGGGCCAGUGUUCAGUAUGCAUGCCUUGGAAAAAGGAUUUGUUACUGGAGGAAAAGAUGGUAUAGUAGCUCUUUGGGAUGACUCCUUUGAAAGAUGUCUCAAAACUUAUGCUAUAAAAAGAGCUGCUUUGGCCCCAGGAUCUAAAGGUCUUCUCUUGGAAGAUAACCCCUCUGUACGUGCCAUUUCAUUAGGACAUGGUCAUAUUUUAGUUGGCACAAAGAAUGGUGAAAUACUAGAAGUGGAUAAAAGUGGCCCAAUAACACUUCUGGUCCAGGGACACAUGGAAGGAGAAGUGUGGGGUUUGGCUACACAUCCUUAUCUGCCCAUCUGUGCUACUGUAAGCGAUGAUAAAACCUUAAGAAUAUGGGAUCUCUCUCCUAGCCAUUGCAUGUUGGCUGUCCGGAAACUGAAAAAGGGUGGACGGUGCUGCUGUUUUUCUCCUGAUGGUAAAGCUUUAGCUGUAGGUCUCAGUGAUGGAAGUUUCUUAAUGGCAAAUGCAGAUACUCUCGAGGAUCUUGUGUCUUUUCACCACAGGAAAGAUAUUAUUUCAGAUAUUCGAUUCUCACCAGGUUCUGGAAAAUACCUUGCAGUAGCAUCCCAUGACAGCUUUGUAGAUAUAUACAAUGUAAUGAGCAGUAAAAGAGUAGGAAUAUGCAAAGGCGCUACGAGUUAUAUAACCCAUAUUGACUGGGAUAGUAGAGGAAAGCUUUUACAGGUUAACACUGGUGCUAAAGAACAGUUAUUCUUUGAAGCUCCCAGAGGGAAAAGACAAACCAUCCCCAGUGUGGAGGUAGAAAAAAUUGGUUGGGCGUCAUGGACAAGUGUGCUUGGUUUAUGCUGUGAGGGAAUCUGGCCAGUAAUUGGAGAAGUCACAGAUGUAAUUGCCUCUUGCCUCACCAAUGACAAAAUGGUUCUAGCCACUGGGGAUGAUUUGGGAUUCGUGAAGUUAUUUAGAUAUCCUGCUAAAGGAAAAUUUGGAAAGUUUAAGAAGUAUGUGGCUCAUAGUACACAUGUCACAAAUGUUCGCUGGACUUACGAUGACAGCAUGUUGGUAACCUUAGGAGGUGCAGAUAUGUCUUUGAUGGUUUGGACAAAUGAAAUGGAGGGCUAUCGAGAAAAAAGGCCUUGUGAUAGUGAAGAAUCAGAUACAGGCUCUGAAGAAGAUGGGGGUUAUGACAGUGAUGUGACAAGGGAGAAGGAAAUCAGUUACACCAUCAGAGCCUUAUCAACAAACAUCCGUCCAACGUUCGGAAUCAAGCCUCAUUUGCAACAAAAAGAACCCUCACUUGAUGAGAGGCCCCCGGUGAGCAGGGCCCCACCACAGCCAGAGAAACUCCAGACAAACAAUGUUGGUAAGAAAAAGAGACCCAUAGAGGACCUUGUGUUGGAGCUUGUUUUUGGCUAUCGAGGCAGAGACUGUAGGAAUAAUGUUCACUAUUUAAAUGAUGGUGAUGAUAUAAUUUAUCAUACUGCAUCCAUUGGAAUUCUUCACAAUGUUGCUACAGGGACUCAGAGUUUUUAUCAGGAACAUAAUGAUGAUAUUCUGUGCCUCACUGUAAAUCAGCACCCCAAAUUCAUCAACGUAGUGGCAACUGGCCAAGUAGGUGAUUCAGCAGACAUGUCAGCUACAGCUCCCUCUAUCCAUGUCUGGGAUGCAAGGAACAAGCAGACUUUAUCGAUACUAAGAUGCUACCAUUCGAAGGGCGUGUGUUCAGUCAGCUUCAGUGCUACUGGCAAACUCUUGCUGUCUGUGGGACUAGAUCCAGAACAUACUGUUACCAUUUGGAGAUGGCAGGAAGGUGCCAAAAUCGCCAGCAAAGCUGGUCACAACCAACGUAUUUUUGUGGCAGAAUUCCGACCAGAUUCAGAUUCCCAGUUUGUCUCUGUGGGAGUAAAACAUGUGAAGUUCUGGACACUGGCAGGAAGGGCUCUUCUUAGCAAGAAAGGGCUGCUGAGCACUCUAGAAGAUGCCCGGAUGCAGACCAUGCUUGCCGUUGCAUUUGGUGCAAAUAACUUGACGUUUACAGGUACCAUCAGUGGAGAUGUCUGCGUAUGGAAAGAUCACACACUGUGUAGGAUCGUGGCCAGAGCUCACAACGGGCCUGUGUUUUCCAUGUACACCACCCUGCGAGACGGGCUUAUUGUGACUGGUGGCAAAGAAAGGCCGUCCAAAGAAGGAGGAGCAGUCAAACUGUGGGACCAGGAGCUGAGGCGAUGCCGCGCCUUCCGGCUCGAGACAGGACAGGCCACGGACUGCGUCCGUUCCGUGUGCAGAGGCAAAGGCAAGAUACUCGUUGGGACAAGGAACGCUGAAAUAAUUGAAGUUGGAGAGAAAAGCGCAGCCUGUAACGUCUUAGUUAAUGGUCACGCAGAUGGGCCCAUAUGGGGACUAGCGACACAUCCUUCCAGGGACUUCUUCCUCUCUGCUGCCGAAGAUGGGACAGUGAGACUCUGGGAUAUUGCUGAUAAAAAGAUGUCAAACAAAGUGAAUCUGGGACAUGCCGCUCACACUGUGUGUUACAGCCCUGAAGGGGACAUGGUGGCUAUUGGAAUGACAAAUGGAGAAUUUAUUAUUUUACUGGUGAGCUCUCUAAAAAUAUGGGGGAAGAAGAGAGACCGACGAUGUGCGAUCCACGAUCUCAGAUUUAGUCCAGAUUCCCGGUUUCUGGCAGUGGGUUCUAGUGAGAACUCAGUGGAUUUUUAUGACCUAUCAUUGGGCCCUACCCUUAACAGAAUCAGCUACUGCAAAGACAUUCCCAGCUUCGUCAUUCAAAUGGACUUCUCUGCAGACAGCAGACACCUCCAGGUCUCCACUGGUUGCUAUAAACGGCAUGUCUACGAAGUGCCUUCAGGAAGACAUCUUACGGAUCAGGCUGCCAUUGACAGAAUUACUUGGGCUACGUGGACCAGCAUUCUAGGCAGUGAAGUUAUGGGAAUCUGGUCCAGACAUGCUGAGAGAGCUGACGUCACCUGUGCCUGCGUGUCUCACUCAGGAAUCAGCCUUGUGACUGGAGAUGACUUUGGCAUGGUUAAGUUAUUCGACUUCCCAUGUCCUGAAAAAUUUGCGAAGCACAAAAGGUUCUUGGGUCAUUCACCCCAUGUGACAAAUAUUCGAUUUACCAGUGGUGAUCGGCAUGUGAUUAGCGCUGGAGGCGAUGAUUGCAGUGUGUUUGUCUGGAAGUGUGUACACAUGCCUCACUGAAAGAUGGAUGCUGAGGAGACUGGAUUAACAGCCUUGAGAAACCAGAGCUACAGAGGAGGGAGAAGUCAAGUGGUGCUAAUUUCAGAUUGUAACGGGGACAUAUGCCCAGAGUCAUCAAAUAGAAGAUGGAUAAGCUCAAAGCAUGUAUUAUAUGCACCGGGUAACUGUCCAUAGUCCAUACACUGCCAGAUAAUUACUUCUCAAGGAGGGACUAGGUAAAUACUUCAUAGUGAGAGCCAACCCCUUUGGGGAGUGUGCAGAUUUGGCAGACCUGCUGGCGGGGCUUAGGGCACAGCGCGCCUCAGAAAACAAACCAAAAGUUUAAAAACCCAAGUUAGAUCAUUUUCAUCAUCUUUUUAGCAAAACUCCUUUUAGAAUUUUCACUUUAUUUUCAAGGUUCAUGGUUUAAUGAAGUAUGUCCAUGUUACCGCAAGGAAAGGAAGCACACCAUCACCCUAAAGGAUGUUUUUAAAAAGCAAACCUCAUUUUCCCCGAGUCACACACAAGCCUCACCCAAGGACAUGCUGCUUCUUCAGCACCAAUAAAAGCCCUUUUUAUAAAGGACCGUUUCCUGCUGGCAUUUAGUUCAGGGACAAAUCCAAAGUUAGCAUAAGACAGCU